AUGUUUACUUCAACUCCUCGUCGUUCAGUAAUGCCUAGCAAUUUUGAUAUUUUAUUGGAGGAUUUAACUCAAGAAAAUCACAUCUUUGAUCCAACUGAAAAAGAAGAAAAGCGUGAAGGAGGUGGACUUUUUGGUUGUCAAUUGACUGAUAAAGCUGUAAUAAAGGGAAAUGAAAAAGAUUGUGGAGGUUUGAAAAUGAAGAAACGUUUAAGUUUUGUGAGCUGA
Molecule: messenger RNA, 225 nt
Organism: Meloidogyne enterolobii
Lineage: Eukaryota; Metazoa; Nematoda; Chromadorea; Rhabditida; Meloidogynidae
Source: the annotation of a GenBank genome assembly